AUGGGAGCCCCCCUAUAUCACUCUCUUUAUCAGUUGUUCUUCCUUUGUUCAUCUAAUAUGACCAUGGAAUCAAAGGGAUACAAGAAGGUAAAUUUGUUUGAGGUUCAGUCCCAAGAGUUGGACAACUCCUCAAACUCAAGUACAACGCAACUUAUCGAUGUUCCAGACGAAUACUCUAGACCAUCAAUUGAGAUAAACGGUAGUGUGUCGUAUUUACAAUCACUUGAGGAAUUACCACAGGGCCGUCAUUUGGGGCUAUUUUCGACUAUUGUAUUGUUUGUUAGUAGGAUUGUGGGAUCAGGAAUCUUUGCAACUCCAGCAAGUAUAUAUUCUGAUGUUGGCGGAUCCCCAUUUCUAUUUUUAACCGCAUGGUUAUUGGCUGCUGGGCUAGCCUUUAGUGGUUUAUAUGUGUAUCUUGAACUUGGGUCGUUGGUACCGCGAAGUGGUGGUACCAAAGUCUUCUUGGAGUUCAUUUAUACAAAGCCAUCAUAUCUAGCAAGUGUGGUUUUCUCAUUAUAUUCAGUCAUGUUUGGAUUCACCCUUCUGAAUGCUCUCGUAUUCGGAGAGUAUUUUUUACACUCUCUUGGAAUUAAACCAACGGAAUAUAAAAGUCGAAUUGUUGGCUUAGCAUUAAUUUACUUUACAGUUGUUGUUCAUGGUCUUAGUGUACACCAUGGGGUUAGAAUUCAAAAUUUCUUUGGUAUCUUAAAGCUUGCCUUGAUGGUAGUUAUGACAAUGACUGGGAUAUAUCUGGUAUGGUUUCCAGAGUCAAUAACACAUAUUCCAUCCAAUCUCGAUUUAGAAUCAUUCUUUAAAACAAAAUCAGCUGUAAGCUCAUCAACAUUCGCCAGUGCCAUUAUCAAGGCUAGUUUUUCAUUUGCUGGGUGGAAUUCGGUGCAUACAGUCUCCAGUGAAGUAAAUGAUCCAGUACGGACCUUCAAGAUUGCUGGUCCCGUUUCUUUGGGAUUGGUAACUGUUAGUUAUCUUUUCACAAAUUUAGCUUAUUUGGUGGUUAUUCCUAGUGACGAAAUUACAAACAGUGGUAAACUUAUUGGUUCACUCUUGUUUGAGAAAGUUUUGGGAUAUAGAAUAGGGAAGAAUUUCUUGUCAUUUGCAAUAGCUAUCUCAUCAGCUGGAAAUGUUUUGGUUGUUAUCUAUACAAUCUCAAGAAUUUCUCAAGAAGUUUUCAGGGAGGGGUUCCUUCCAUUUCUGGGAUUUAUGGCAUCCAACUGGCCGUUUGGAUCUCCACUCCCGACCUUGCUUCUAAGCGCGUCUUUAUCAACUUUUUUCCUCCUAGUUCCACCACCAGGAGACAUAUACAAUUAUAUAAUUGCUCUUGAAGGUUAUCCAGGCCAGAUUUUUACCGCCGCCGUGACAAUUGGAAUCUAUAUUGUGAGAAAAAGGUAUCCAGAUCUCAAAGCACCAAUUCGUUCAAGUCUUGUUGGGUCGUCAUUUGUGUUGAUAAUAUCAUUGUAUCUUUCAAUAUCACCUUUAGUUUCAAGUGUUAGCCCCAACCCCAAGGGUUUGGAAAACUGGCCCUCAUAUCCAAUUCUUGCGUUAGCAUGCCUUUUUGCGUGUGUUUUAUAUUGGGUAAUUAUGUUCAAGGCAAGUCCAUGGUUUUAUGGUUACAGAUUAGUUCCAGAAGAAGUCACUCAAGAUGAUGGAUUAGUUAUUAAGCAAUGGGUUAAGGUGUACGGGAAUUACACCGUUUAA
[Candida] anglica is the source of this 1713-nucleotide messenger RNA. The record is from the annotation of a GenBank genome assembly. Lineage: Eukaryota; Fungi; Ascomycota; Pichiomycetes; Serinales; Debaryomycetaceae.